Messenger RNA from Lactuca saligna, 2213 nucleotides. NCBI's taxonomy places the organism in Eukaryota, Viridiplantae, Streptophyta, Magnoliopsida, Asterales, Asteraceae. The record is from the annotation of a GenBank genome assembly.
AUGUUUUAUGUUGUCUCAAUUAUCAGGAUCAGUUAUUUCAUAUAUCUCCAAGCUCUUAAGAGGUGUCUUCCUUGUACUCAGACGAAUUUGGAGUAUCAACUCACACGAUUGAUAGUAUUCACAUCCCUUAUGCGGAAAAACCCACCUCGAACAAAAAUGGAGCCCACGGCUCCAAAAGUUCAAAGUCGAUAUCUCAACGGUCCAUCAGUUUCUUGCCAUGAUCACUGCAAAGGUGCCACUAAAGAACCAACCGAAACAAAGCCCAUAAAUUUGUUUCCCAGAAGAAUUCCAAGAGCCUCUCUGGAUAGAACAAAGCUGGAAGCAUCGAAUUCCGUAAACAGGAUUAAGAAAUCACCUUCGAUUGUUCCCAAGAUCACAUCACGCAAUGUCAAGAACAAUAUUGUUGUUAAGGAUGCAAAUGUAAAGAAAGAUGGCUUAACAUUAUCAACCAAGAAAGGCGAUGCCAUUGAACCAAAGAGUCGAGAUAUGAAGCCAAAGUCUGAGAAUUCGCAAGCCAAGAAAUACAUUCCUCCACAGUCAAAAACAUCUAGAAGAAGACAUAGUGACAUCUUUCUACCGAAUGAUGAUAUGCCGCUCUCAUCUUCAAGAGUUCCUAAAAGACGACUCAGUGAAUUCGGUAUACAACCUAAGAAAGAUGUUGUAUCAGGUUCUAAUACGUCUUUGGUUCGAGGUUCAAGAUUCAGCAAGAACGAACAAAGAAAAGAUUCAAAAGUCUCGGUGAAUAAGAAACCUAAUUCUACAAACCCUACAGUUUCCAGCCCAAAAAGAGGUGCGAGGGUGCCGUUGUUGAGAAGCUAUAAAAGUCUCCCUCAAUCGGAGCUUAAAAGUCCAAGAAAGUCAAAGCCUAGGAAACCUACUGAAGAAGUUGUUCCAGAAAAGACAUUGCAUGUCGUGGAGCCCAACAACGAUGUUGAAAUUACUGAAACCCUAGUGGAUGUCGUCGUGCCCAACGAUGUUGUUGAAAUUAAUAAAACCGAAUGUACUACUACACCUUCAGAUUCUUCUCCAAGCUCCGAGGAGAAAGUCAUGACACAUGAUCAUAACGUGAUGCAAGUCAUAGAGCCCAACAACGACGUUGAAACUGCUGAAAGCCUGUUGCAUGUCGUUGAGCCCAACGAUGCUGUUGAAACUAAUAAAACCGAAAGUACUACUACGCAUGAUUCUUCUCCAAGUUUCGAGGAGAAUGUCGUGACACAUGAUAAUAACGGGAUAGAAGAAUGUUCAGCACUGAAGGAAGAUGAUUUUACAGCAGUGGAUGAUCAACAUAAUGAAAGCAUAGUGGAUACAGAAGUCAAUGAUGCAAAAGAGGCCAUACGGGUUGGAAAGUUGGUGGUGGAAACUACAGAUUGUUCUCUUGAAGGCCUAGAAUUCAUAAGAGGAAGGGUGCUAACUAGUCCUUUAUCCGAGGGUAGCAGUCCAAGAAAUCUGCAGUUCAGGCAAGGAAACGAGUUGGAUGAUAACGAAACUGAGAAGGUUGAGAAGAUAAUUUUGAGGAGAAUGUCAACUGAUGGCGUGAUACAUAUACCUGAAAGUCAUUCAGUUAGUGUUGAUCUUAAACACCAAGAAAUAGAAGAAAAGGAAAGUCCUACAUUGUCCAACAAAGUUAUUGAAGAGACUGCUAACAAACUUAUUCAGACAAGGCAGAGCAAAGUCAGAGCUCUAGUGGGUGCUUUUGAAAAAGUCGUUUCCGGUAGCAACCAGACACCUUAGGUUAGCAGAAGUACUAAACUGUUAUGGUAUAUUUGGAACUUUGAUCGAAUGAAACCACUUGUGAGAACACAUCAAGCAGGACUUGAAUGAGCUCUCUUUGUCAAUAGCAACAUAGCCAAAUUCUGAAAAUUGAUAUUGCCAAGAUUACAUUAUUAGUACAAUGUUAGGAAGCUCCUAUUGUCCCAUCCAGCCUGACAUCUCCUUUUUCAUAACUUGCUUAGAAGCAUGACAAUAUGGCAGAAUCUUAUAUGCCAAACUUUACAGAUCUUAUUAUGAAAUGAUCUCUUAAAAAGAAAUUGAUUGACAAUGGAGGUGGACGCCAAACAAUUCAAGAAUACCUAGAAGACACGAAACAAGUUGUUGAAAAUCUUGUACUAGUCAGGGACCCCAUAGAUGAUGAAGAUGAAGUUGUAUUUGUGCUUCAUAACAUAGUAGAUGAAUUCAAAUAUAUGGUAGCUUCUAUUCAAGGCAAUAUAUUACCC